This is a messenger RNA of Paramacrobiotus metropolitanus, 3304 nucleotides long. RefSeq lists its product as uncharacterized. The transcript is spliced from 3 exons. Bases 1273 to 2871 code for a protein of 532 amino acids. The record is from RefSeq and is a predicted model, not a curated record. NCBI's taxonomy places the organism in Eukaryota, Metazoa, Tardigrada, Eutardigrada, Parachela, Macrobiotidae.
UUGAGGCUAUGAACUUGUGAAUUCCCAAGGUAAUCACGGUUAAAUUAAUGUCUUUAAUUAAAAGAACGAACAGCGUGCUUUAAAUAUAGCCUCUGUUGUGUUGUGUUGUGUGUGUGUGUGUGAGCGUCGCCGCAUGGAAAAAAACGACCCAACAUACUCUGCCGGCAACGCAUCUCCUGGUGUGCAUUUGAUCGCGAUGUGCACCGAAUACCGCCCACUUUGAAGACGCCUUACCCAAAAAGAAAAAUAUCCUGCUCCGACCAGUUGCCUGAUCGUCUUUGGUAGACGUGCGCUAAGGAAGCGCAAAAAAUAUCAGCAGGUGGUGAAUAAAUUUCUCAAACCGGCGAAUAUCUCCUCAACCGCCGCUUAAACCACCGUCGCGACAUUGCGUGCCUACUUUAAAACCCGUCCAUUACGGCUCAUACGGACAUGUAAAGAUUUCCUUCGCUCUCUUUUGGAAUGCGCUUUAAUAACCUAGUGGAACAAGACGGUGGAUUAUGUUUGAGAGAGAGAAAGUGAAAUUAUUAUCCUCAACACAACCCUCAGCUGUGUGUUUGUGUGUGUACGCCGAAUGAAUGGCUAACUUUGAUUCACACUUCUUAUUGCCGUUUUGUACAUGCACACACUUUCCGUGCCGCCAUAAUCAUUCGCUCUGCUGCGCGCACACACUGGAAUUUGUUUACCGUUCUUCAUUUACCUGUUAGAUGAGAUGAUGGAAUUCUUGCUGAAUGGGCAUAUUUUUCUAUGUGGAUUGGCUAUUCUCGCGCUCCACUGAUUACGCGCCGGUAUGGAAUUGGCGUUUAUGUGUUAUGCCGAAGAGUGAAAACGUUUUAUGAUAUCUUUCACUUUUUUCUUCGUCUCUCGCUCUCUUACCGUCCACAAGUGCAACUGUUAACUGCACAAUCUCCUACAAGCGGUUGUAUUAUUUUCCAUGCUGACGGAUCUGUUGUCACACGGAGAAAAGUGGAGGGAUUUAUUGCUGACAGCGGCUGUUUGUCCGCCAUCUUUCGCCUUUUCCAUUUUGUAUUACUAUUACUUGAGCGAAUUUCGGCCCAGUGAAUUCUGUGCAUUGGAUGCCAGUUGAGCACUUGUUACAAUUUAAUGUGAUUCGCGCUGAUCGCUUUUGCCCACAGAAAAUGUAACGCUGACCACUUGGGGAUUUUUUUCCCGACGCUGUUGUCGAUUAUCCCCAAGCGAUGAGAGACAAUGCUUGAGAUGUGAUGCGGUUGAUGAAUGCUGGAUUGUUGAAUCGAGUGCAGUCUGUGCGUGGCCAUGGCGGUUCCAUUGUGCCGGUGUCGGGUGCUGUAUUUGGGCUGUGCAGUGCCCAAAAUAACCAAAGACGGUCUGCAGGGCAUCCAGGAUCCCCUGAAGGACAUCUAUCCCGAGGGCGGGGCCGCCGAUGUCACCGGGAUCGAUGCGUGGCUCAGCGUGUGGAGCAAUGGAUUACUGUUGGAGUAUCUGGAUUCGAUGGGGCUUACGGUGACGAAAUUCAUGCCCAUUGAGACGCUGCACUACUGUGCGGCGGUGCGCUACGUGGAGGUGACGGCCAUUAGCGCGUCCACGCCCAUCUCCGAAGUGGUGACUAUGCGGUUUUUCCCUCUAGACCAUCACCAAGCGGCGGCUAGUCCCCACCAUCCGCCGCUGUUUUCCUGUAUCAUGCGGCGCACAUCGGGAAUAAAAGUGUUAGAAUGUCAUGGAUUUAUCUGUAAGAACGAGAUGGCAGCCAAUGCCUUGGUUCGCGCAUGCUUUCAUGCGUUCUCCGACAGUAUGCAUUUACGUUUGUAUGACUUUGUCCCCCGCCAAGCCGUCCCGGUGAUCAUUCCCAAAACUAAGAGUAUUUUUAAGUUUGGCAAGAAAUCACGCUCCAAAUCACUGGGUCCGCCGCGGCUAAUUCCCAUGCGGCCGGCCGCCACGGUCAAUUUGGAUCCUUAUGCCAAUGUCAAUGGCAAUUACCGCAUCUACAAUGACUGGCGAUCCCCGUCGACCACCUCAUCAGGCACCUCUCGCCCGGUUUAUCUGGCCACGCACCCAACACCCCGCUUGGUGAAAUCGGCCGGCGGCGAUUAUCGUUAUGCAAGCAACGCAAUCUUGUCAUCAGCAUCCUCAUCAGACCGGAUUGGCAGUCAUCAGCGCAAAUACCAGCGCGUAUGGUCCGGUAGUAGCCAAUCCGGCUCGGAACGUGAGCAGUACAUUUACGGGAACAACCAACUUAAUGAUCAUUAUUCCACACCAUUGACCAACAGCCACACACAGCGACCGACCCGAGCCCGGGCCAACAGUCGGCGCAGUCAGAAUGACAGUGAUUACGCCGAUGUGGUGGUCAUGCGUCAUCAACUCCGCCACCGAUUAGGCUCCACGGACGACGUCUAUUCCGCGUCGGCCUGGACCAACCCGAUGACCUCAUACCAACCCGGCACGAAACCGCCGUCGAGAACGAAAGAAGAGUACUACGAAACCUCGGUGACCGAGACCAAAAAGGGCAAGAAGAACAACGCGAAAAUGGAAGAACACGAGCAGAGCAGUGUGACGUAUUACCGGACAAAUCCGGCACCGUACAUGAGCGAAUUGGAGCGUACUUUAUCCAAUGGACAGCAUCUGCCCCGGCGGAACUCCGGCUACAAACGCUACGAGUCAAUGCCGGAUUUAAACAAGAUUAACGGUGCGGAAGUGACGAAAGGCCGCGAUGAACUGCCGGGUUUGAUGAAUGGAAUGCGAUUACAGGGAUCAGCUGGCUCGGCUGACCAGACGUCGACCGGCAAUACGACACCGAUUUCCACGCCGGCUACCUCGCUCAACGAUAGCUUACGCGGCCGGAAACGCAACGGCCGACCACGGACGCCCGAGAUUCCCGAAGCUGAUUAUUAUCAUUGAGUUAAUUGAAAACGCACGAUUUGUGGUGGGGAUCGAGCGGAGCUCGCGAUCCCCGUUGAUGGGGGAGUGAUACAUGAGUUGUUGCCGGUACACAAAGUACGUGCCUGGCUAAUUACGUGCCUGUUUAAACGGACAAAAUCGUGUAUGCAGUGUUAUGCGAUCGGCGAGAUGGGUCGGUGCAUGGCCGCCUGUAAUAAGCGUUAGAUCAUCGGCAUACUGAACUAGCUUGUUUUCCCUAGCUUUGUAUAAUAUGAGAUCAGUUGAGGAAUUCUUCGGCGUAUUAUUAAGUAUGUACAGAUCUAGUUAGAGAAUUUAGACAGAGGCGGUGAACGAUCGUGAUUGUUUGUUUUUCUGAUGUUUAGAGAAGAAUCCACUUCUUUUCAAUGUCCUCUUGCUGCUUCUCGAGUGUAUAAAUAAAUGCACCGUUAAGAGA